AUGACAACCGACUCGCCAACCCACAAUUCCGUCCCGACUUCGCCAACCCACGAUUCCGUCCCGACUUCGCCAUCAGUGGCUACGAGGCUCGAGAAGCCACGUGUAUGGAGCGUCUCAGUCUUUGUGACAGUGAUCACCAUCGCACUCAGUGGAGCCACCUACGGCCUCGAGAACUCGCUCAUGAGCCCGCUCUCCGCCAUCCCCGAGUUCGUCAAGAAGUAUCAGGGUCUCAAUCACGCCACACGCGACUAUACCUUUACGGCCAACCGCCAAUCGAUGAUCUUUGCUAUUCCUCUUAUUGGCACUAUCAUUGGGGCCAUCAUUUCACCUAGACUGCAAAGCAGGCUCGGCCGCAAGUGGUCGCUAUGCGCUGCUUACAUGUUCAGCAUCCCUUCCACACAGUUGCAGCUUUGGGCACCCAAUCUUGGCGCCUUCAUCAUGGGCCGCCUGAUGAACGGUCUUGCCUACGGUUGCGCUCUCUCCAUCGGACCUCUCUACCUGGCAGACGUAGUGCCAACAAGCAUCCGUGGCGGCGCUGUGGCUACAUCCAACUUGCUCACCAUCCUUGCCAACUUGUUGGCAGCUGUCUGUUGCUGGGCGACCAAGAAGAAUUACUCAGAUGACCGAACGUACAAGGUGCCUCUGGCGGUUCAGGCUGGCUUGCCGUUCCUCUUGCUGUUUCCAACCCCUUUCCUACCAGAAUCACCGGUCUGGUGCGUUCAGAAAGGCCGUAUUGGUCAAGCACGCAUGGCCCUUAAACGAGUACGUCCGGUCUCUGAUGCUGAGAUCGAGGAAGAGCUGCAUGAGAUCGUGCGCGCCGAGCAGGAGCGUAACAACCUGUCAAAGGACACCAAGUUCACCGACAUCUUCAGUCGCAAGCACCUGAUGCGGACCGUCGUUGCAGGCUCUUUCUUCUCGCUCAAUCAGGUCAGCGGUGUCAUUCUGAGUACCACCUACGCCACCAUCUUCCUAUCGCAGCUCAAAUUGGGAAGUCCAUUCCUUUUCACCGUCUACGCAUACGUCUGCCAGCUGAUUGGUGCUGCAUUGGCCAUUGUUGCGCUCGAGAAAGUGGGUCGACGUUCGCUUGCCUUGCCCGGGUUCGUCAUUCUGACAGUGAUCGAUUUCACAGCGGGCUCGCUUGCCUUUUACGCUGGCAAUCCAAACGUUGCCAAGACCAUUGGUGCUCUGGGCAUGAUUUUCAACUUUUUCUGGACACUAUGCUUCUACUCAAUCUCGCUGCUGAUGCCCUCGGAACUUCCGACGCAGAGGCUGAGGAACUACACAAUGUCAUAUGCGAUCGGAUGGGGUCAGUUGACGGCGGUGGUAACUACGCUCUCACUACCCCAGAUCACAGCAGCCGAUGCUGGUGACCUCGCCGCCAAAUCCUAUCUCAUAUUUGGUGGAUGCAUGCUUGUAAUCACCAUUCUUGCCUUCUUUCUGCUGCCGGAAACUCGGGGAAGGACAUUCUUCGAGAUCGAUCAGCUCUACGUUAACCAUGUUCCUGCAUGGCGAUGGUCCAAUUACGAGUUCAGCAGCAGCUUGACCUCGUCUGAGCAUACAUCGUUACAUCCCCGCAGCGACUCGCAUGCUGUCGGUCUAGUCAGUGUCGAUAAGAAGGACGAGUGUCACAUCUCCACUUCUGAGUCGUCUCAGUCCAAGUCAAACUAG
Ustilago hordei is the source of this 1668-nucleotide messenger RNA. RefSeq lists its product as uncharacterized. Gene Ontology annotation, biological process: carbohydrate transport; transmembrane transport. Gene Ontology annotation, molecular function: carbohydrate:proton symporter activity. The record is from RefSeq and is a predicted model, not a curated record. Lineage: Eukaryota; Fungi; Basidiomycota; Ustilaginomycetes; Ustilaginales; Ustilaginaceae. The transcript has a single exon. Gene Ontology annotation, cellular component: membrane. The coding region runs from base 1 to 1668 and encodes 555 amino acids.